AUAUAUAAGCUAGCAAAACCCAGCUACAACUAAAUGUACGAAGAAAAAAAUAUGGUUGUUUUCCCACUAAAAUAUGAAGUGUUUCUUUUUUAAUCUGCCGUAUAGCUAGUUAUAAGUGUUUUGAACACUACAAGUUUGUUCAGACAAUUAUAAUAAAACAAGAACUUGAUGGCAAAAUCAAUCUAGGGAAUCUAAAACAGUUUGUUUGUUUGUUCGUUGUUAAGCAAAAAGUUACACAAUAGACUACUUGACCUGCGUUUAUAUUUGGGAGAAAUAAUCGAUGAAUGUAACAUUUUUAUCCUCUAUAAUAACAAACACUGACACACAACCACAUUCACAUCAUAUUAUACAAAUACAUAAUUAAAUUUUAUGUUAACUUCAAAUUUAUAUAAUUAUUUUAGCCGUUAGAUUUUACAUCAUACAUAUAUAUAUUUGAAAAAUGUUUUAAGAUAUUAUCAAAUAUUUUUGAAAUAAACACAUAAAGCACAGCUACAAAAUGGGUUCGUUGUCUGUCACGUCGGAAUCCUACUACGUGUCUACCUCUCCUUCCUGCUCAGUGCUAGUUAGGUACUGGUAUGUAGGAAGAAACUGUAUCUGGUUGUCUGCUACCAUCAAAUCAGAAGUAUACCAAUGACAUUGAAAAAGAUGAAUUUACUCGAAAGAUCCAAAUUUUUGAAGACCAAAGUUUAAACCGUUGAUUAAGGAAAUUCUUGAGCGACUGUCUGUUGUUACACAAAACACACAUCAAUGUAAACACUAUUAAAGUCAACGUUAAAAUGGAGUUGAAGUGGGUCGUGCCCACUGCGAGCGACAUGACCCAUUGUACCACGCGUGCGCAGUUCAGUAGUUGUGUUUCAACCACGAAAAUGGAGUCAGCAAAGACGUUGGAUGAUAUGCUGCUCUCAGAGGUCGAUGAAUCGGCCGUGACUGCUCUCGUAGGAUCGCUUGAAUCUCAGUUGUCAUCUUCUAGUGUUCAGAAUCCUAGUCGAGAUACUUUUGCAAGCCCGAUAAUCAACAACGAUAUUAAUAAUACACAUAACAGUGCAAGCGUAAGGGUCCAACAACGACUACAGAAUGGUGAAAAAGCCAGCACCGGUAGGCCUACCACAGAGUCGACAGGCUCCGACAUUGCCUCAAGUCUGACGUUAGCAACUUAUCAGCAGACUCAUAAUCAACAUAGUCUUGAAAAUGAAAGGACAAGGACAGACUCAAGAACUAUUAACAAUCCUGCAGAUGUUAAUGAUACAAAUAUAGCACAUCAUUCUUCGAUUGCAGUCAGAGCAAUUAAUUCUCCUGGACCUGGUGCAUCCUCUAACUCUGUAAUGGUAACCCUAACUGGUGCUUUAGGCUUACCAGCAAGUGGAUAUAUUAGUCAGUUGCAGAUUCCGAGGCCUAACGCAAACGCUAGAUCUAACGUUACAACUCCGCAAGACACAACGUGUCUUUCUGGUGGAAGAAUUAAUGUGAAUGUUAGACCUGCUGGUUCAGGACCUACUGUUGCAAUUAGACCUGUUUCUACAGGUCCAGGGACAAUACGUCCCAUCGCAAUAUCGAACAACAGCAUGAAAACAGUAUAUUCACUUCAUCAGAUUGGAGCAGAGUAUAAUUCAGCUAUAAAUAAUAGUACAAAUGGCGUUACUACCAGUUGUGUCAGACCUGCUAGUGCUAUUCAACCUUUAGCCAAACCUGGAACAGCUGUUCCAAAUGGGAGUGUAGGUAUAUCUGGAACAAAUGUUGGUUUAAGCUUAAAUGGAAAUGUCAUUGUGAGUCAUUCUGGCCAGCCAGUGAUGCCUGUUAUCACUGGAACCACUGUUUUAGGCAAUUCAUCAUCAAAUAGUAAUGUGACAGCUAGUUCUAGUAGUGCUGGGGCAGUUUUUAACUUGGCAAAUCUUCCAGUAAGUUUAGCUUCACAACAGCCUCAUGUUAUUAUUCGUAGUGUGCCACAAGGAACCCCAACAACUCUUUCUCGACAGAAUACUUCUGAAGCUAAACCAAGUUUAACUGGUGUGAGACCUAUUGUAAAUGAACAGCAAGAUCAAAAACAGUUGAAAGAUGGUUCAGUGCAAAAGCAGAUGAGUGGAAGCACACAUCUACAGAACCUGACAAGCAAUGUCAUCCACAUAAACAAUUCUCUUGGUGUGCCUGUACAAACUGUUUCAAAGACUAUAUCAUUACAGUCUCAGCAACCUGUUACUAUUGUUAAUCAGUCAGUUACCAAUCCUACAGUUCUUCCUGGAGUUCAACUAGCCAACGUGACUCCUGCCCGCCCAAGUAUUGGGGCUAUGAGUCAGAAAACUCUGGCUCCUAGAGUAGUUCUCAGUAACCCUGUUCGUCUUGCACCAUCACCACAGAUGAUUACUGCACGACCUGGUGGACAAGGAAUCCAAGUGGCUGGUCAGAACACCAUAACACUUCAACCAGGAGCCUUCAUGAGAGGGACAUUGUUGGUGAAGACAGAAAAUGGUCAAUUCCAAGUAGUUAAUCUUGCACCAGGUCCUGUUCCAAAUUCAGCUGUCACCUCAGCAACGAAAACACCUUCUUAUCGACUCCAGAAUGUACAGCCUGGGACCCAGCUAGUAAGGACCUUGACACCUCAGGAUAUCACAGCAGCAAUUCCUGUUGCUUCUUCAGGUGCCACAUUGAAACAAACCUCAACAGUUCCAGUCACUAAAACAGUGUUGCAAUAUUCUACAGCGACCUCUAAUGUCAGUUGUUUACCCCAGCAUACCACAACUAUGGUGGUCAGUACUUCAAUUCCAACAAUCACUCAGCCACUGACUGUUCAGACGUCCAACAUAAAUACGCAAGCAGCAUCAACCACUUCUCAGAUGUCUCCAAGCACAGCGAAGAAGAAAUGUAAAAACUUCCUAUCUACUUUGAUUCAAUUAGCUAAGGACCAACCAGAACAUGUGGCAACUAAUGUGAAGAAUUUAAUUCAGGGCUUAAUUAAUGGACAAGUACAACCGGAAGACUUCACACAACAGUUGCAAGCAGAGCUUAAUUCAUCACCACAACCUUGUCUGGUUCCAUUUCUUAAGAAAAGCCUUCCUCAUCUUCGUCAUUCCUUGAUGACAGGAGAGUCAAGCAUUGAUGGAAUUCGUCCUCCUCCGGCCACAGCAUUUAUUCUUCCAUCAACAACUGCAACCAUUGCACGAAAUCAAGUCAUGAACAAGACUCUUGUGAACCAGCCUUCAGCACAAAUAAGGGUUGUGACCCAGGGGCCACUUAGUACACAGUUGACUCAACCAGCUGGUAUAAUUCAGAAAAGACUUUCAACAGAUGCUGGGGCCAGAGUUAAGAGCCUUCUUGUGUCCACCAACUUGAACAAACCAUCAGGAAGUCCUGUUGUCUUAUCCACUGCUACUGUUCAGUCAAAAGCAGGUUCUCAGGCGAGAAAUCUGCCAAAAGACAAGAAAGCUGUAGCAGCUGUGAGUCAAGAAGAUGAUGAUUUCAAUGAUGUUGCUGCUAUGGGUGGUGUAAAUUUAGUAGAAGAAAGUCAGAGGAUUCUUGCGUCAAAUUCUGAGAUGGUGGGAACAGAAAUAAGGUCAUGCAAAGAUUCAAAUUUUUUGUUCACUGGACCAUUAGAAAGGCGAAUUAAACAAAUUGCUGCUCACCAUGGUCUGAAUGAGGUAUCACCAGAUGUUGUAGCCCUUGUAUCCCAUGGAACAGAAGAAAGAAUUAAAAACCUGGUUGAAAGGCUUGGUAUCAUAGCAGAACAUCGUUUAGAAAAUGUAAAAAAUGACCCAAGGUAUGAAGUCACUCAAGAUGUUAGGAGUCAAUUAAAAUACCUAGAAGAGUUGGAUAGGCUAGAAAAAAAGAGACACGAAGAACAAGAGAGAGAAAUUUUAAUGAAGGCUGCCAAGAGUCGUUCUAAAGUUGAAGAUCCAGAUAAGAUGAAACUGAAACUGAAAGCCAAGGAGCUGCAACGAGCAGAGUUGGAAGAGAUGAGACAAAGAGAAGCUAACAUGACAGCUCUUUUAGCCAUUGGUCCUCGGAAGAAACAGAAAUUAGAUACAGCUAAGACAGGACUAAAUUCACAACUGGGAACAACUGGAUCAUCAUCAUUUUCAAGUAGUAGUAAACCACAAGUAAGACCUCGCGUAAAGCGAGUCAACCUCAGAGACUUGCUGUUUUUCAUGGAGAAUGAGAAGGAUAUGGCAAGAGGAACACUGUUGUAUAAAAUGUAUUUGAAGUAGAGCAUAACUAAAGUAUUUGGAAUAAAGUACAAACAUAUAAUAUGAAUGUGGAUUCAUGUACAGUGAAACAACUAAUUUAGAUGUAUUUUAAGAAACUUCUGCAUUUGGUUGCAAAGUACUGGUUUAGUUUUAGUGGAAAAAUAAGCGUCAAAAUAAAACUACAGACGUCAGUGGCCAGCUUUAAACAAGUUAUCAGGAUAGAUUGUAAUGACUGUUUACUACUGGUUUGGAAGAAAAUGUAAUUAAAUUGAUAAUUAAUGCAAAUAGCUCCUUAGUAGGAGAUGUAUCUGGAAUGUUGUGUUGAAGUACAGUUGCUUUGGAUAAGGUAGAUAAACAUCUGGAGUUAGCGUCAAAUGAUUGGUUACUGUGUAAUGGCUAAGCUAAAAUGACACUUAUAGUUGGUUUUAAACAUAAUGUGAUGGCUUAUACAAUGUGUGUGUGUGAUCUAGGUAGAGUUAUCAUUUAAAUGUGGCCCUAAACAACUGUUCAGAAUGUGAUGACAGUGUACAACUAGUCUGAAUGUAACCAAAAUGGCAUCUAAAGUUGGCUUUAAUCAACUCAUCAAGAUGUGAUGAGAAUGUACAACUGGUCUGUAUAAGCUAGAGUGACAUCUAAAAUUUCUUUGAAAGAACUGAUCAAGAUGGGAUGAUAUUGUACAAUUGGUCUGGAUAUGCCAACAGAGUGACAUCUAAAAUUGCUUUGAAAAAACUGAUCAAGAUGGGAUGAUAUUGUACAAUUGGUCUAGAUAUGCCAACAGAGUGAUAUCUAAAGUUUGAUUUAAACAACUGGUCUGGAUAAGCUAGAGUGACAUCUAAAAUUGCAUUGAAAGAACUGAUCAAGAUGGGAUGAUAUUGUACAAUUGGUCUAGAUAUACCAGCAGAGUGAAAUCUAAUGUUGGAUUUAAACAACCGAUCAGGGCGUGAUGAGAAUGUACAACUGGUCUGGAUAAGUCAGGAUGAUAUCUAAAGUUGGCUUGAAAUAACAGGUCGUGACCAAAUGUACUGUGUAAUAAAGGUGUAGAUGUAACUGGAAUGACAUCUUUGUGUAGCUAUGACAAAAGUAUUAAGUGAAAACAAAUACCAUGUAUUGUUAACCACUGUUUUAUAAUUAAGAACUAUAAAUUAUUUCAAAAUUGCUGACUUGAAUAUUAUUGGAAAGAAU
Messenger RNA from Limulus polyphemus (Atlantic horseshoe crab), 5357 nucleotides. Its product is annotated as transcription initiation factor TFIID subunit 4-like. Gene Ontology annotation, biological process: transcription initiation at RNA polymerase II promoter; DNA-templated transcription. The transcript has 17 exons. Bases 777 to 4196 code for a protein of 1139 amino acids. The record is from RefSeq and is a predicted model, not a curated record. Gene Ontology annotation, cellular component: transcription factor TFIID complex. Lineage: Eukaryota; Metazoa; Arthropoda; Merostomata; Xiphosura; Limulidae. Gene Ontology annotation, molecular function: protein heterodimerization activity; RNA polymerase II general transcription initiation factor activity; DNA binding.